Ogataea angusta is the source of this 591-nucleotide messenger RNA. RefSeq lists its product as uncharacterized. NCBI's taxonomy places the organism in Eukaryota, Fungi, Ascomycota, Pichiomycetes, Pichiales, Pichiaceae. The transcript has a single exon. Bases 1 to 591 code for a protein of 196 amino acids. Gene Ontology annotation, biological process: mitochondrial respiratory chain complex IV assembly. The record is from RefSeq and is a predicted model, not a curated record. Gene Ontology annotation, cellular component: mitochondrial inner membrane.
AUGAAGAUUGUCACCAAAGAAGAAAUCGACGCGCACUCGUGGGCUACCAUCACCGGAGGAUUCAACGGGUUCUGCCUGGGAACCCUGAUUUCCGUCGGGGUGUACGCGAUGGCCCCUCGGCACUAUCCGAAGCUGCUCAAGAUGCCGUGGUCCAUCAAGACGGCCACGGCCAUCAUCCCGCCAGCGUUCACCACGGCCGUCAACGCGGAGCUGGCGUCCACCAGGUUCGACUCCGAGAUGUACUCGUCCGAGUUCCAACAGCGCAAGGUGCUAGAGGAGCACAGAAGAUGGGCCAAGCUGUCCCCGACAGAGAAGGUGGUGGAGUCCCUGUCGAACAACAAGUACAAAAUCAUCACCGGGCUCUGGGCCGCGUCGAUGGUUGGGUCCUGGAUGUACGUCAACAGAGACCCGCUGCUGACCCGGACGCAGAAAUUCGUGCAGGCGAGAAUGUACGCGCAGUUCAUCACGGUGGCCCUGCUUCUGGGGUCGAUCGGCCUGAGCGUCUACGAGGAGAACCACCACCUCAACCACAAAGAGCGCGGCGAAGACGCGUACUUGCGGGAGGUGCUGGAGGCCAACAGACAGAAAUGA